CAUCAACUAUGGACACUUUGGAGAUAUUCAUAGCCGCGGCCCGUAAAUGUUUGUCCGCUGGAAGGAAAUCUCUGUCGGUCCCUCAGAGUCUGGACAUGGCUGCUCAGCUCUCCGCUGUGGAUUUGUCUCUGAAGCCUUCCCUGCUGUAUGACACCAACAGCGCCAGUGCAGAGCAGGUGCAUCAGUAUUUACGCUUGUGUCAGUCAUCCCAGCUUGUGUCCGAGUCCCUCGUCACACUGGACUUGAACGGCAGCAGCCUCAUUGUUAAUCCACCUGUAGUCUGCUCCAUUCUUGAGCGAGUGCUUCAAAAUGGCGGCCCGGCGGUGAUUGAUGUCUGUCACUCACUGGAGAAGCCCGCUAUUGCUGAUGCAGUCAAAGGAGGGCUGAAGAGCAUUGCGCAAGAUCUCCUUUUUCUCCUCAGAGGGUGCGAUGCAGCAGAUGACAAAGGCGUUUAUGUGGCGCAGAGGUCCGAUGAGUGGAAUCUGAGCGCUGUCUUCGGACUCUUACUGGGCUACCCUGUCACCUACUGGUUCGAUCAAACAGAGAGCUUUGAGAACUGCCUCUCUAUGACCCCCCUCUUGGUCACCACGGCGCACGCAACAUGGCAGGCAGACGCCGCCAGCCACAAAUGCUGCCUGUACUCGUUCAGCAUCCCCGUCCAUCUGCAGACUGAGACGCAUUCAUAUCUGGAGGACUGGAAGCGUGGCCUUCAAGAGAGAUUCCAGCAGCAAAAUGUAUUCCAAGAUCUAGCUGUCCGUCAGUCAUCAGUCACUCUACCUUCGGUCUGUUUGUGACUCCACCUUGCGUUGAAUUUGUGACUUCAUUAAACUGUCCAAGAA
Doryrhamphus excisus (bluestripe pipefish) is the source of this 839-nucleotide messenger RNA. It is a transcript of the gene lg11h1orf74, whose product is annotated as linkage group 11 C1orf74 homolog. NCBI's taxonomy places the organism in Eukaryota, Metazoa, Chordata, Actinopteri, Syngnathiformes, Syngnathidae. The record is from RefSeq and is a predicted model, not a curated record.